GACGAACGCAGUUCUACGCCAUGGCUCGGAAAUUCUACAUGGAGCGGACAGACAGGAUGUGGCAUUGUCUAUGGACUGCUGGGCGUUGGUAAUGAUCAUCAGGGAGAUGUCAAUGCGCACAGCAACAGUACAUCAUAUCCGACGACGAUCGCAUGCAGGUUCAGCUGCAAAUACAAGCUCGGCAGGCCAGUCAGUACCUGAUUUCCGGAUACAGACGUUGGCAGCCUGCCGCAGAAACAGUCCGGAGAUUUGCGUGUAAUCCCAGCAGAGCAGCGGCUCUCUGAUGUCUAUUGCGGCACGGACAGAGUGCCGAGCCUACAUCGGCAAUGGACAUCUCUACC
Messenger RNA from Zymoseptoria tritici IPO323, 341 nucleotides. RefSeq lists its product as uncharacterized. The transcript has a single exon. The record is from RefSeq and is a predicted model, not a curated record. The annotation marks the transcript as partial. Lineage: Eukaryota; Fungi; Ascomycota; Dothideomycetes; Mycosphaerellales; Mycosphaerellaceae.